CAGACAGGAGGAUAUGCAGUCUGUACCAGAGCUCUGCUCUCUCAACAUUCAGAAGUACCUCAUUGUUGAACCGCUGUGGGAGCACCGCAAAAGCUGUGUAUAUACCUUAAAGAGCCGGAUCCCUGAUGACGUUGUUUUCUGUAUCAGUACAGCUGAGUUAUAAAGUGUGAUGGAGCAAACGUGAAAGGAUGGAAAUGUAAUAAAGGUUCUGUUAAUGAAUUGUCAAGAUGCCAGGUAAGGCACUCGAAAGGGUAGAGGCCGUUUCCAAAAGUGAAGUGACGUCAGCCUUGCUACAGUACUUACUAUCACAGUGGAAGAGACCAGUGUUGCAGCAGGACUGAUGUCACCAUCAUUUGGGAAGUUGAACUGAAAGUGCACAAGAUGGAAGAAACCAAGAAAAUUUCAGAUGACCUUGAAAAUAUGAUUGCUGUUUUCAAUGAAUACCAUGUUCUUCCAGAUGUCUUGCCACCUGUUCGAGAGUCUCUGUCCCAAAGAGCAACGUUGACCUCUCCUGUUGGUUUCCUGCAUCGAGAUAAUAGAAGGUAUGCUGGAAUGAGGAGCAUGGAUUCGUCUGAUCGCGAUCGCCCAGUCAGCUACGGUUCUACAUCUUCCUCUGCCUCUUCUAGGGAUAGCCACUGCUCCUUGAGCAGUGGGAUGACUCUGGUCUCCAACAGCCACUUGGGCCUUGCUGGCCAAGAGAAGGAAGCUGGGGCCAUCCGGUUGGAGCUGAUCCCGACAGGGCACUUGUCCAGCACCAAUGAUUGUGCAAAGAUUAAUUUGCCGCGUAUGAAUUCUGGAGAGGUGGAUGAGAAGAGGACUGGAGAUUUUGCAAUCAAAAGAGUUGACUCUAGGGGGUCCCACAAGAAUCGUGCAGUGUCACCGGGAGCAGCGUCUGUAAGACCUGGGCUGCUUUAUGUGGACAGAGUAGUCCAGGAAAUCCUGGAGACUGAGCGGACCUAUGUUGAAGAUCUGAGGAGCAUUGUGAAGGACUAUCUUGACUGCAUCACUGACCAAUCACGGCUCCCACUUGGGACAGAAGAACGCUUGGCUCUUUUUGGAAACAUCAGAGAUAUCUAUCAAUUUAACAGUGACCUGCUGCAAGACCUGGAAAGUUGUGAUAGAGAUCCUGUUGCAAUUGCAGAAUGUUUUGUAGCCAAGAGUGAAGAAUUUCACAUCUAUACGCAGUAUUGUACAAACUAUCCCAGAUCUGUGGCUGUAUUAACAGAGUGUAUGAGAAACAAAGUGCUUGCCAAAUUCUUCAGAGAGCAACAGGAAUCCUUGAAACACUCCCUACCUCUGGGAUCCUACCUUCUUAAACCGGUGCAACGCAUCCUAAAGUACCAUCUCCUCUUGCAUGAAAUAGCUAACCAUCUGGAGAAGGACACGGAGUGUUAUGAUGUAGUGCAGGAUGCCAUUGACACAAUGCAAAGAGUGGCUUGGCACAUUAAUGACAUGAAGAGGAAACACGAGCACGCAGUUAGGCUUCAGGAAAUACAGAGCCUGCUGACAAACUGGAAAGGUCCAGAUCUGACCAGCUAUGGAGAGCUGGUCUUAGAGGGGACAUUCCGUAUACAGCGAGCCAAAAAUGAACGCACUUUGUUUCUUUUAGAUAAACUUCUUCUCAUCACUAAAAAAAGAGAAGAGACUUACACCUAUAAAGCUCAUAUUUUGUGUUGUAACCUGAUGCUUGUGGAGGUAAUUUCAAAGGAACCCUUGAGUUUCAGUGUCUUCCACUACAAGAAUCCUAAAGUGCAGCACACAGUACAGGCUAAGUCAACACAGGACAAGAGGCUUUGGAUUCUUCAUCUGAAGAGGCUUAUUCUUGAAAAUCAUCCAGCAAAGAUUCCAGCCAAGGCAAAACAAGCAAUUCUGGAGAUGGAUGCCUUGCAUCAUCCUGGCUUCCACUAUAGCCCAGAGGGCGAGAGAAAGGCAGAUGCACAUGUGAAGGAAGACAGAAUCGCAACUCGUAGAGUCCGAAGGAAGUCUGAACCAUCAGCAAGAUUGAAGUCUGCUAAACAAAUGGAAAGAAGACAAGACAAGCGUGCCAGUAUUGAAGGGUCCCUUCUUUCUCCAUCAAUGGAAAUGUUAUCUAGUAAAGGAUCUUCCAGUUCCAAAUGUGAAAUCAGUGCACUUGGUCAUGGUGACACAGUCCACCAAUCACAGGAGUCCUUGGUGCCAGCUUAUCCAAGUGACCAUGAGGAUAGUGUCCAGCUACGCACCUUGGAGCAGACUGAUGCUGAUGAUGAAGAAGAAGUUGACAUUGAUCAGGUGUCUUCCAAAUCCUCAACUGAUGAGUCUCGACUGCUUGACGUUCAUCUAGAAUCUUGGAACUCUCAACCUGUUACCCAAACUGCACGACCAAUUGAAACCACAGACAGUGUGUGUGGACUGCUGGACAUAGAGGAGGUGAGAGAUGUGUGGACUGAGCCUCCCAAUGGACGUGCCUCAUUCCCCAGUCAAGCAUUGCUCCACAGAGCUCGAGGGGGUGACGAUUACCUAAGGUUUGUGACAACAGCCUCCACACCAAACCUCUCUUCCACUCCAAUCCGACCACUAAACCAUGGUUCCGAUAUACCGAGCAACCAUUGUGCUGAGACUUCUGCUCUGGAUUGUCAGCAUGUGCGCACCAAUCUCGGGCUUGUGAGGAGGGCCAGCAGUGCUGGGGAGAGCCACUUGGCUUUCCAACACCGACCGACUGCUGAGAGAGACAGUGAUUUCCUAACAAUACCAAGGGUUUCUAGCUAUCAAAACUCCACUGGCCGAGAUGUCAGCUCCAUAAAAUCUGAACGACUAGACGAGGAAAUACGGAACUUGCAGGUUGCAGUAAACUUGAGAUCUAGCAUGACUGAAGGCAUAUAUGAGCAUGUCGUGCUUGCCGAUGAGAGAUUGGCUGGAGAACCACAGGACUUUACAUGCAGUCCAGGGAAAAUGAGUGUCGCCACUUUCCUGUCGAGUGGUCAAGCUGAAGAGAAACAUCAACGUGGUAACCUAAGCCCCCAUGAGGAUGCUGAGAGCCGAGAAACAUGGGAGGAGAAAGCCAGCUCCAUUCAUGUCACCAAGACUGGCCUGAUGUUAGGCCGGAAUUCUCCACCUUUGCCCAAACAGGAAUUGAAAACUAUCGAGUCAUUGGAUGAGAGGUUUGUGUUGCCUGAGAAAGCAUACAAGAAGCUGAAGAAUGAUUGGGAAGAAUGCAGCAAGAGGGACAGCUGCUUGGCUCCUGACAGUGAUUUGCGUUCUUGCGGGCUGGGGGGUUUUGUUUCUGAGGAGAAUCUUCGGUUCAAUGGCAACGAAGCUCCCAACUGCUACUGCUUGAUGGAGAAGAGUCACUUGGACUGGAACAGCUCCAUUAGUUCUUACUCUGAGUCACGUGAAUCUGUCCCAGACAAACUGUCUGAGGAGGUAGAUGAAAUCUGGAAUGAUCUGGAGGACUACAUCAGGAAAAGUGAGACGACCAAGCGGGACCGUCUGCCUGCAGCUUUCCCAGUCAGUGAGGACGACCUGUGUGGACCAGUUAGCUCCCGGGGCAGUCGGAAGGAAAGGUCACUUGCUUGCUCAACAAAGGUGAGCCCUAGCUUUGUUGAAGCAGUGAAGAACAAAUCUGGCAGAGUGAGCACUAGUAGUGUCAAGAUGGAUUACAGCGAGCCAUCACUGAUAACGGCGAGUAUUGCCUCCUCUUUGGAUGGUGAGGCAAUUGAGACAGAGGGUUUAUGGGGCAGUACUAAUGCUGAGACUGGCCAGGAUCUAGACAUCAUGGAUCGAACCAAACGCAGAGUCUAUUACAUGGCCCGGCAGUAUAGCCAAAAAAUCAAGAAGGCCAAUCAGCUGCUGAAGAUGAAGAACACAUCAGAGCAAUCACCCUCUGAUCAACCCAAGAGAAAGUGCAAGGACCUGGUGGCUAUUCUGGAGGAAAAGAAACAAGGCGGUACUGCUAUUGGUGCCCGAAUUGCUGAAUACUCCCAGCUGUACGAUCAGCUCCUGUUCAGAGAGACUCCAUCCAAAUCAUCACCGAGUAUGCCAGUAGACAACAGUGGUGAGGUGUGGGCACAAAAAACUCUGCAAAGCCCAGUCUCCAGUCACCCCUCCCAUGAGCAUUCCCUGGGCACUGAGGACUGGCUGCUACACUCUACCUACAGUAAUGGGGAAUUGGCAGAUUUUGUUGCUUGGCCAGAUAUUCAGGGACUUGCUGCUAAAUAUUCUAUCCAAGAGAAGAACGUGACAAGUGGGCAAUUUCAGAACAGAGGGGUGUUGGCUGGCUCAGUCCCUUCUGUUGCAGCCUGUCCAUCUGUCCCAAUGCAGCAGCGAUGGAGUGCCAUUAUUGUCCCGUCUGGUGGGCCAGACUGCUUGGCACGUGGCUACAGCUCCCUGGGUCGCAGGACGAGUGAUGGUAAGCAACAGGAGACUUCACUGUCUUCUCCAACUGUGUCAAUGAGCCAGUCCUCUGAAUCUAUUGACCAUGCCUCAGACAAGGAGGCAGUAUUCUCUAAACAGGAUUCUGCCUCUGACAGACUGCAUGUUGGGAGCCAAGAAGUCGAGGAGCCAGCUCUGACUUUACGGGACUCGGAGAAGAUUGUUGUAGUUAACAGGGUUCCGCCAUGCGAUCCCCUACUGGCAACGCAGAACUACUUUGCCAAUUUCAAUGACACUGGGGAAGAUGAUGAAGACUACGUGGAGAUUAAAUCUGAGGAUGAGGAUUAUGAAGACUUAGAUGAGGGAACCUUCACUCAUGACCUGAGCUUGCAUUUUAAUGGCAAAGCAGAAUCGACUCCUGAUCCUGGCAGCGCUCGUUUGGCUCAUGCCUCCUGUAUCCCACUGUCAAAUAGCAGUGCGGUGGGCUCUUUAACUAUGUUGGCAGAGCCUGAUCAGCUGAGCCACUAUCUGUGGCGGGAGCCCUCUCCCAGCCAGCAGAAUAUUGUUCAGACUCUGCGGGACAAGUUUCAGUGUCUCAGCUCCAGCAGCUUUGCUUGAACAUUUGGUCCCGGUUCGAAGACUGAAGAGAGAUAACAAGGAAACCAUAACACGUUAACUGUUUGCAAGCACCUCUUGUAGAUUUCCAGCUACCCUGCCACCAUUCUGCUAUUGCUGUCGAAGUCGGCGAACCUUUUGUGUCAAAUAGUAUCUAGGUUGUGGCAAUGAACAAGUUUUGGAAAUGCAAAAAAAAUGCAAAUAGGGUUUAGUUUUGUGUAAAAACAGGAACCAGUGGCAAAAGUGACCAGGAAAUGCAUAUGUAUCUUGCAUGCUAUGAGGAGUAUAAGUGCUGGGGGUUGGAAGAUUUGAUCCGGGGUAAUUGGCUGCCUGUAUCUGAUCCAGAUCUUUUAUGGACUCCAGUCUCACUCAGGAUGUCUUUGUUUUGAGUGGGGAAUGAUCUGUACACAAGAAUGAUCCAAUCUGUCCGAGUCCUAACCUCGGAGACUGAGGGCAUUACCGCUUCACACAUCAAAUUGCAUAAACCAUAAAUGGAGCUGUUUGGGCAAAAUUUCUUCUCCCUGUCCAGCUAGCUAUGGGACUAUUAUUGAAAUUGAGUGGUGGAAAGAGUGGCUAGUGUGAACAAUAUGAUGGGCUUGUUGAAAUUUGUCAAAUGAAAAACCAGGUUAAAGAGAAAGAAGACCCAGCCCUCAUUCAGUUUGCCUGUCGUUUCUCCACAGACCAUCGAUGUAUUGCCUUUUUGUUUAAAAGGAAAAGACGUUAGAGUUCAGAAUUUUGACUGGUCAGUUACCAGCUGGAAAAGUGACCACAUGAUAUAACUGGAGUCCGACCAUCAGCCUGUUGGUUCUUCACCCCCUGUACGUUUCCUGGUUUCCUCUGUGCUAAACCUCCACCCCCUUGCCCCUGCCCAUCACCAGUUGCCUCUGAUGUUAUUGCAUCAAACCGAUUUGAUUCCUCCUAUCGCAGCACUAAUGCUAAAUGCCUUCAGGCUUCUCUUACUUGUGCUGAGCUAGUCAUCCUUUUCGAAAGAGCAAACAUUGAGAAACUGGGAAAUUCAACAGGUUAAUUUGCUCAGAUGAGGAGAAGAUGAAAGACAACAGCACCUCUGCUCACUUGUAUAAAGUGGAAAUUUGCAUAAGCACUCUGUUCUUUGUGAGUUGAAGAUAGUCAAUGAUUUUAGUGGGGGCCAGGGUAAGAAGGGGUGGUGACUGCUGGGGAAGGUAUUGACAUUGGGAAUUUCAGAAAGCGAUAUUGAUACCCUAUCAUGAACUAUUUACCAACUAGACAUUUACUAUAUUGCUAGCCUGUAUUGGUAUCAGUGACUUUUUUCUGUAAUGGAGCACAGAGUGCAAGGUAAGAGGGUGGUACUGCAGAUUAUGGUAACUAAUGAAGGAAUGCACUGAUUAAAAAUCAUGUACUGAUUACAUUGAUGUAUUGGUCUCUGUUUGGAGACUGGGAGUUCCAAUCUUUCUCACUUGAUUCUAUACAUUCCACAUGGUUAUUUCAUGGUUAUAGAUUUUUACAUAGACUAUUGGUUGUGAGUAACUAGAAGUUGUUUCAAUUGUUGAAUCUUUUCAUCUUCAGCUUAUUAAUUAUUCUGAGACUAGAUGUAAACUUGUUCACAGCCCUUUACUCAGGUUCCACUUGCCUCCAUUCUAGUUCCACAGACACUGACCAUUUCUGCUGGUAUCAUCUUCAUCCGAUUUUUCACUAUAAUCGCAAAUAAGAUCUUGAUGUUCAGUGAAAGAUGCUGUUUGGGAUCCGAGAUCAAUUGGAAAGUGUUCAUCGUGGGAAACAUUGAAACCCAGUAACCUGUUCACAACAAAUGGGCAAAUCUAGAUCUAACCGCAGUCCAAUCAAGUAUUGCAUUCAGACUUUGGCAAGCUGUUUGUCUAGUCAUUUGUGUGGACUUAAAGUGCUCAGAAUACAGUAUCUUAAUAUAAUUUGACACCCCACUGUUUAGAAAUCCCGAGUCUAAGGUUUGUGUCUCUGGAUCACAAUUUAAUUGAUGCUGCAGUAAAUUUAAUCAAUUCUUUUUGAAUUCUCCCUGUCUCUACAGUUAAUUGAACCAGUAAUCUUUUUCAUUUUAGUUGGCAGUGGGCUUCAAAUCAGUCACUCAUUCAUUCAUUAUGAAUUUGCACCAUAGGUUUAUUAGAGAGCCGUGUACUGUUUUGAAAUCUUAUAGAAUAAGCCAUACAUAAGGUGCCCAAAAGAAUUUUAUAGAUCUACACCACAUCUACUCUAUAUAUCUGAACAUCCCUGAGAAAACUAUCAGGGAAAUUACCUCCUUGUUUAUAUCUCUGUGCCUCCUUUUCAUAAAACAUAAAUAAUAGCUGUACACUGAACCCAGCUUCAGGUAACAGUACCGCAUGUGACUAGGAUAUGAAUCCCAUUGCUUGGUCUUCCAUCACAAAUUUGCCACUUCCUCACUUGACUGUUCAUCCAUAUUGAAAACUGGACAAACAAAUGGUGAGUUUAUUUUUGAGAUACAAGGCUUCUAAUUUUAAGCAUCAUGAGAUGCACUUGAUGUAGCAACUGAAGUGAGGGUUUAAUGACUUCUAACCUUGAAAGUCAGUGGAUAGUAACAGUUCACAAAAUAUAGUUAGAAACUUUAAAAUUUCAUAUCAGAAAUUUUUAGUAUUAGGUUAAUACUUUGCAAUUCUCAUUCAUUGCAUAUUAGCUCGAGUUAAUGAAUUAAAAUGAACAUCACUGAACUGGAGAGGGGAGAUACUGAUGUUUAUAUUCUGGAAAAUUAUUUCAGAAUUCCCUGAGUUACCAGUUUAAUUUCCUAAUAUCAUUCCUUUUUAGAAGCUAUAUUGUACAAAUCACAUUGCCAGGAAUUGAUCUGCAAUGGUAAGGGAUUAUAAUGAAAAUCACUUGCAGUUCUGACAUGUGGUACUUGAAGGUAAUUUUUUUCCAGUGUUGAAACUGAAGUGACUGCUGAGAUGACCAAGUUAAAUUUAAUGAAAAAAACUCUCAAACUGAGGUUGUGAUGACUUGUCCUGUGGACAAGAGAUUGAGCUGAAUAAUGACUUCCAAUAAAAAAAAUUGCACUUUUUAUGGUUUAUUUUGUAAAAAUUUCUGAAUGUUGAACAUGUAGCAAAAUAUUUUUUAAAAAUUGCUCGCUUAAUUAAUUUUACUUUGCUCAAAGAAAAGCUGAGCCUAAUGCAUGCCAAAUUUACCAGGAAUAGUUCUAAAAUCUCAUUUUAACUUUUUUAUAAUAUUGUUUUCUGUCUGGAGGAACAUCCUCCAUGUACACUAUACAGAAAUGAUUCAUUUGAAAUAAAUAACUGAAGUCUU
This is a messenger RNA of Stegostoma tigrinum, 8223 nucleotides long. RefSeq names its product pleckstrin homology domain-containing family G member 1. The transcript has 20 exons. Bases 382 to 4965 code for a protein of 1527 amino acids. NCBI's taxonomy places the organism in Eukaryota, Metazoa, Chordata, Chondrichthyes, Orectolobiformes, Stegostomatidae. The record is from RefSeq and is a predicted model, not a curated record. Gene Ontology annotation, molecular function: guanyl-nucleotide exchange factor activity.